Molecule: messenger RNA, 4756 nt
Organism: Parus major (Great Tit)
Lineage: Eukaryota; Metazoa; Chordata; Aves; Passeriformes; Paridae
Gene: FMNL1
Product: formin like 1
Exons: 28
Coding region: 16-3501 (1161 amino acids)
Biological process (GO): cortical actin cytoskeleton organization; regulation of cell shape; actin nucleation
Cellular component (GO): actin filament; cytosol
Molecular function (GO): small GTPase binding; actin filament binding; microtubule binding
Source: RefSeq, a predicted model, not a curated record
CCCGCAGCGCCCGCCAUGGGCAACGCGGCCGGGGGGCUGGAGGGGGGCGCGGCCCCGCGGGAACCCCGCGACCACCGCCCGCAGCCCGGGCCCCCCCCCGGCACCGCCGCCCCGCCGCCCCCCCGGCAGCCCAUGCCCGCGGCCGCCGAGCUGGAGGAGCGCUUCGGCCGCGUCCUGAAUUCCAUGAACCUGCCCCCAGACAAGAUGAAGCUGCUUAACCAGUAUGACAACGAGAAGAAGUGGGAGCUGAUCUGUGACCAGGAGCGUUUCCAGGUGAAGAACCCCCCGUCCGCCUACAUCCAGAAGCUGAAGAGCUACUUGGACACGGGUGGUGUCAGCAGGAAGUUCAAGAGGAGAGUGCAGGAGUCGACGCAGGUGCUCCGGGAGCUGGAGAUUUCCCUGAGGACCAACUACAUCGGCUGGGUCCAGGAGUUCCUCAACGAGGAGAACAAGGGGCUGGAUGUGCUGCUGGAGUACCUCGCCUUUGCCCAGUGCUCUGUCGCGUAUGACAUGGAGAGCACAGAGAACAGCCCCGGCUCUGACAAGGGCAAGGAGCGGUCGCUGGAGGACCUGAACAAAAGCACCUCCUCGUCCCCCACGCAGGGCUCCUCCAAACCGCGGCCCCUCACUGUAAGCUGCUGCCUCUCGAACCAGCACAUCCACACCCUCCUCCGCCACGUCCACCCCAGCGUCCCCUGCGGUGCCCCGGGCAGCGAUGGGGACAGUGCCCCCAGGUCACCCGGCAGCUCCUGCCCGCCCCGGCUGAACCCCUCGCACAGCAGGAAGACGCUGCGCAACUCGCGGCUCGUCAGCCAGAAGGACGAUGUCCAUGUGUGCAUCAUGUGCCUCCGAGCCAUCAUGAACUACCAGUCUGGCUUCAGCCUGGUGAUGAACCACCCAGCCUGUGUCAACGAGAUCACCCUGAGCCUCAACAACAAGAAUGCCAGGACCAAGGCUCUUGUGCUGGAGCUGCUGGCCGCUGUCUGCCUGGUCCGAGGUGGCCACGACAUCAUCCUGGCUGCCUUUGACAACUUCAAGGAAGUCUGCGGGGAGAAGAACCGCUUCGAGAAGCUGAUGGAGUAUUUCCGAAAUGAGGACACCAACAUUGACUUCAUGGUGGCCUGCAUGCAGUUCAUCAACAUCGUGGUGCACUCGGUGGAGAACAUGAACUUCCGCGUGUUCCUGCAGUACGAGUUCACCCACCUGGGGCUGGACCAGUACCUGGAGACUCUGCGCCUCACUGAGAGCGACAAGCUGCAGGUGCAGAUCCAAGCCUACCUGGACAACGUCUUCGAUGUGGGGACCAUGCUGGAGGACUCGGAGACCAAGACGGCGGUGCUGGAGCACAUGGAGGAGCUGCAGGAGCACGUCAGCCAGUUGACGGAGAAGCUGCAGGAUGCGGAGAACGACUCCAUGGCCAAGAUAGCGGAGCUGGAGAAGCAGCUGAGCCAGGCGCGGCGGGAGCUGGAGGCGCUGCGGGAGCAGCUGAGCCCCCCGCGGCCGCCCAGCCCACCGUCCCCGCAGCCCCAGGAGUGUUACCGGCUGGCGCUGGAGCGGCGGCUGGCGGAGCUCGAGGAGAAGGGGCUGGUGCAGAUCCUGCGUGGGCCCGACGGAGACGUCGCCAUCGAAAUUGUCCCCGUUGUCAUAGAAACCCCCGCAGCCCCCGUGGUUUCUGGAGAGGCCACUGCCACCACCGACACCACCCGCACAGAUGCUCCGGCUCUGGCUCCAGCCCCACCUCCUUCAGGUGAGUGUGACCCAGGAAUGGUGGGGAUGUCCCCUGGGAGGGGUCUGGGGGCACCCACCCACCAGUGGGUUUGGGACCCCCCUCCCUGUGACCCUGCAGUGAAGGUGAAGAAGCCGAUCCAGACCAAGUUCCGCAUGCCCGUCUUUAACUGGGUGGCCCUGAAGCCGAGCCAGAUCGACGGCACCGUCUUCACCGAGCUCAACGACGAGAAGGUGCUGCAGGAGCUGGACAUGAGUGACUUUGAGGAGCAGUUUAAGACCAAGGCACAGGGCCCUGCCCUGGACAUCAGUGCCCUCAAGAGCAAGGCCACGCAGAAGGCCCCCAGCAAGGUGACCCUCAUGGAGUCCAACCGCGCCAAGAACUUGGCCAUCACCCUGCGCAAGGGCGGCCGCAGUGUCCAGGACAUCUGCACGGCCAUCGAGACGUACGACCAGCAAGCCCUGAGCCUCGACUUCCUGGAGCUGCUGCUGCGCUUCCUGCCCACCGAGUACGAGCGGAACCUGAUCGGGAAGUUCGAGCGGGACCAGCAGCCACCAGAGGAGCUCUCGGACGAGGACCGGUUCAUGAUCUGCUUCAGCAAGAUCCCGCGCCUGGCCGAGCGCAUGAACGUCAUGAUCUUCCUGGGCAGCUUCGGCGACACGGCCCAGCUGCUGAUGCCGCAACUCAACGCCAUCAUCGCCGCCUCCAUGUCUCUCAAGUCCUCCAGCAAACUGCGCCACAUCCUCGAGAUUGUCCUGGCCUUUGGGAACUACAUGAACAGCAGCAAGCGCGGAGCUGCCUACGGCUUCCGGCUGCAGAGCCUUGAUGCGCUCCUGGAGAUGAAGUCGACAGACCGCAAGCAGACCUUGCUGCAUUACCUGGUGCGGGUGAUCAUGGAGAAGUACCCGGAGCUCACUGGCUUCCACACCGAGCUGCACUUCCUUGACAAGGCAGGCACAGUGUCCCUGGAUGGUGUCCUGCAGGAUGUGCGGAGCCUGCAGCAGGGCAUGGAGCUGACCCGCAGGGAGUUCAUGAGACAGGAUGACAGCCCUGUGCUCAAGGACUUCCUCAAGGUCAAUUCAGAGGUGAUGGAGAAGCUGCAGGCUGACAGCAAAACCGCCAAGGAGGCGUAUGAGUCAGCUGUGGAGUAUUUUGGGGAGAACCCCAAGACCAGUCCCCCCACCACCUUCUUCCCCAUGUUCAUGCGUUUCAUCAGAGCCUACAAGAAAGCAGAGCAGGACAUUGAGCUGUGGAAGAAGCAAGAGGCCGCAGCCAAAGAGGCAGGAGCCGUCUCCCCUGGCAGCGAGCAGCAGCCCGAGCUGCCUAUCCAGAAGGCCAGGAGGCAGCAGAUGGACAUGAUUGCUGAGCUGAAGAGGAAGCAGAUGGUGAAGGAGCCACUCAUCUACGAAGGCAAAGACGGGGCCAUCGAGGAUAUAAUUUCAGCUCUCAAAACUGUCCCUUUCACGGCUCGGACGGGCAAACGCUCGUCCCGGCUCUUCUGCGACGUGGGCUUCAACGAGGAGAGUCCUCUAUCUGCGGAACAACCCGUACCGCCGGGGGGACAAGGCCCGCGGCAGCGCCAAGAAACGGGCGGCGGGGCAGAGCCUGCAGGCGACGCCGGACAUCGCGCUGUGACCGGCGCCGUCCCUGCAGCUGCAGGAGCGGGCCAGGACCAUCCUCCCGACGCAGAUGGGCCCGCAGGAUGUCAGUCCCUCAGCCCGGGGCUCGGCGGGGUGGAGGGACCGUGCCCGCUCCGAGCUGCUCCAGCCGCUUGAUGUGCCAGCUCCGCCUUGCCCGGGGCUGGCACAGGCACCCCCGGCGCUUGCUUGGCCGUGUCCCUGAGCUCCUCUCCCGGGCUGCCAGGGCUGGGGGGCCCCUCCUGGCUACGGUCAGGGAGGGGGAAGCACAGAAAGCGCCCCUGCUUGUCCUGGAAGGAAAAGCGGGGCUGUCCCAUCCCUACCCCGGCGCCGCGGGGUCAGCCCUGCGCACCGGCGUGUCCCACCCGCAGCGUGCCGGUGCCUUGGAUUGCGGGAAGGAAGGGAAGGGGAGGGAAGGGAAGGGAGGGGGUGCCAGCCAGGCACACAGCGCUCCCCCACAUCUCCCCCGCCUCCCCCGGCCCCGCAGAGCCCCCCCAGCCCCGCGUUCUCCUGCGCUGCAGAGCCAGCGAGGAGCUGCUGCAAAGCUCCCACCCGGGCACCUCCCGGACCCAGGGGCUGGCAGCGGUGCUAUUUUACAUGAUUUUAUAAGUCUUCCUUCAAAUUUCUCUGUGCUGCGGCAGCGGGGAUUGGAACACCCCCACGCAGGGUGUCCUCAAGGCUGUGGCGAGCAGCGCUGGGCUGUUCCUCGCCGCAGGGGAGGCUCCGAAGCUGCGGCAAUCGGCAGCAGGGACAAGUUUCUGCGAGGUGGAGGCACCUCCGCCCUCCUUCAUCCCCAGCAUCCACCUGCAGUGUCGGGGCUGGAGCCCCUGGGAUAUCCCGGGACUGUCAGCUCCCCGUUCUGUGGGGUGGGACACGCAGGAGGUGCCGGCAGCCCCCAGCCCCAGCCCCGCAGCAACCGCGACCCCAAAGGCUGCGGGGUCCCUGCUGCCACCGGGCAGGAGAGGCCCGGGAGCCGCACGAACCUCUCGGUACCGCACCGGACCCGAGCCUGUCGCUCCCUCCCUGCCCCGCUGCUGCUGAGAAACCCCGACCCCGCAAUGCCGCAAUUAAACCUCUCUGUGCGAUUUCUUCAUCAAACGGGCCCCGCUCGUCCCCAUGCGAGGACGCUCCUCCCUCCUCCCGUCCCUCCUGCCGUCCUUCCUCGCUCGUCCCAGCUUCAGCCAGAGCAGCCGCUGCUUCCUGCUGUAUUUAAGCUGCUUCAGCGCCGGCUCCGUGUCCGGGGAGGGAUGGGAAAUGAAUGUGUAACUUAUAAAUGCCUUUAAGCCAGAAAUGUAAACCAUUAACUGCUCAUUUGUAUACAUUAUUUUUAUAUACUGAAGGCCUGUUUAAUCUAAAGCAGAACUGAUAAUAAAAUGUCUCAGAGGAUAAAGGA